Messenger RNA from Brienomyrus brachyistius, 1567 nucleotides. RefSeq names its product ufm1-specific peptidase 2 (gene ufsp2). Bases 107 to 1507 code for a protein of 466 amino acids. The record is from RefSeq and is a predicted model, not a curated record. The transcript has 12 exons. NCBI's taxonomy places the organism in Eukaryota, Metazoa, Chordata, Actinopteri, Osteoglossiformes, Mormyridae.
AGGAAUAUGACGCAAGCGAACGGCGACGUUCUCGCAAAGACACGUAAAAUUCAAGUGCGAGCGGAUCUACUUUAUGGCAGUGCGCACCAGGGGUAUUUAAAACAGUAUGGUCGCGUUAGACCGCAGCGCCGUCAUCCUCCGGGCGAGGGGGAGUCUGGAGCUCCGCUGUCUGCUGGAUGGCACCGAUGGGUCGCACGUUCAGAAAGCCGUGUCCGGGGCGUUCGAGCGCGUCCGAGCCGGGGUCACGUCCCAGGCGUUGGUCUUCAGGGUCCACGACAGUCCCAUGUUCAUCUGGCCGAACAAAGGAUGCCAGGCGACCGAGGGGAUCGCAGAAACCACGGCGUGCAAAGACCUCCUACAGCGCUUACGGUCUGGUGAGCCUGAUGGCGGCAAGAGGUCAUCAAAAAAGAAGGACAAAAGAAAUGGGGACACAAGCAUCAUCAACAUCGACCUGCUGAUGGAGCUGACAGAACCGGGCCGGGAAGCUGGGCCCACACUGACCCGGAGAGAGGCGAGGCACCACCUGGCACAGAUGGCACUGCCUAUGGACUGCGUGGUGAUGGCGGGCAUGGAUGAUGGCAUCGGCGAUGCGCUCUCCCGCCUUGUGGGGGCAGUGUGCAGUCAGCUCACAGACAUGGAGAGUGUUGUCCUGCGGCACAUUAGUGGGACCUCCCUGCUCGUCCCCCAGCCCUUCCACUUCCUCCUCCCAGAACCCACGGGACUGGUCACCUUGGUGUACCCUGCUGGGGUCCCUGACACCCAGCUGGAGUCCUUCAGAAAAGAGAUGCAUGUCAGGUUUGCGCUGCCCGAGGACAGGCCAUACCUGCGACGGGCCAACGCCAACCAUUUCCUGGGCGAACCCUUCAAAGACGCCUAUUUAAGGAACCCGCACCUUGCCCUCAGUCACCCAGCCCUGGAGGACGCCAAGCCGUUUCUGGUGCAGGGUGUGUAUAGCUACCACCACUACAUGCAGGACCGCGUGGAUGACAGCGGCUGGGGCUGUGCCUACCGCUCGCUGCAGACCAUCUGCUCGUGGUUCCAGCAGCAGGGCUACACAGAGCGGGUGGUCCCGUCACAUAAGGAGAUCCAGCAGGCGCUGGUGGACGUCGGGGACAAACCCAGCUCCUUCGUGGGCUCGCGCCAGUGGAUCGGCUCCAUCGAGGUGCAGGCCGUGCUGGACCAGCUGCUGGGAAUCACCUCCAGGAUCCUCUUCGUGAGUCAGGGGUCAGAGCUGGUGAACCAGGGCAGGGAGCUGGCCAGUCACUUCCAGAGGGAAGGGACACCCAUCAUGAUCGGAGGGGGUGUCUUGGCUCACACCAUCCUGGGAGUGUUGUGGAGUGAGACUACGGGGGAUAUCCGGUUCCUUAUCCUGGACCCCCAUUACACUGGUGGGGAAGACGUGCAGGUGAUCAUUGACAAGGGCUGGUGCGGGUGGAAAGGGAUGGACUUCUGGGACCAGCGGGCCUAUUACAACCUCUGCCUGCCCCAGAGACCAAAGGCCAUCUGAGGAAGGGAGAAGCUCAGAGCUGUAAAUACCUCUGCAUGAAUAAAGACAGCAUUUCAAAAA